CGAUCUCACCGUCCAAAGACAAAAGAAACGAAACCAAGAACAACACGCAGAACCAACACAUCCACCAACACAGCCCCGCAAACACCGACCAGCCCCGCCAUCGAUCGAUUCGAUGGGCUCGAAACGUUCCGCGAAAGAAUCAGAAACCACCGAAUGCAAAUGCGAUAGCGACGGAGCACUGCAAAACCCCGAGAAGCGGUUGAGAGAAAAGGCGGUCCUGGAUUGCGCCACCGAAGGGGAUCUGUGUGGCCUAAAGGAGCAGCUGGCGUGGCUGCUACGGAGCAGCAGCCGCGGUUGUAGAAACAGCGGUUGUGGCACCGUAGGCACCAGCAGCAGCAGCACCGACCACCGCAGCGAGGAAACAACCGGAGAAUGGUCACGUUCGAAGCAGCCGCGUUUGCGCCCUCACGCUCCAAAAACCGGCGCCCCGGAGCAGUCUUCGUUUCGUCUCUCUGCUCUGCGGGACCAAAGGGGUUCGACCCCUCUCCAUUACGCGGCCGGAAACGGACACCUCGCCGUUUGCCGAUAUCUCUUGGAGACGGUCCGGGAAGAGGGGAGGGGAAAGCGACCGAGGCGUGAAGAAGAGGGUGAGCAGCAACGAUGGCAAAGGCUCAGAGAAGAAUCCACCAAACCAUUUCCCGCCACAUUUGAACCAGACCAAAACAACAACAUCGACGACAGCAGCAACUACGACGACAGUUACGAUGUUUCCAGCCCAUCCGAGCGCUACUACUGCAGUGAAUACGUCAAUCUCCCGAACCGCGCACAGGGCCGGACCGCACUCCACUGGGCGGCCCGGAACGGGCACCUCGACGUCUGCGAGUUCCUGGUGCUCGAGGGAGGAGCGAACCCGAACGCCCUGGCCAAAGGCGGGGUCACCCCCCUCCAGCUGGCGGUCUGGAUGGCGCACGUGGACGUGUGCCUGGCCCUGGAGCGCAUGGCGGGUGGUCUGGCGGGAGCAACCGCGAAAAAUACGCCGAGCAGCAACGCCAACGACGACAGCAACAUCGUGUGCCACGGAAAACAUUUCGUCAACUCGUGGGGCUGCUCGGUCCACCACUGGCUGGGAAAAUCACCCGUGUACGAGCAGGAACAAGCGAAACAAAAGCAGCACCCGAAUGCCGAAGCGGACCGCGACCACGUGGGCCGAACGGCAACCGAUCGCUUGCUGGCGCUCUGCCACUGGCUCGACGACGAAGACGGCGGGGACGACCGCAGCAACGACCAAGCCGACCCCUGGAACCGACCCAACGACCACGGGCAGACGCCGCUGCACAAGGCGGGCUUUGGUGGAAACCUGCCGGUGGUCCGCUUCCUGCUCGACACCAAGGGCCUUGCGGACGACCAACGGGAUUCACAGCACAACACGGCAGCGGACUGUGCCGAGCGCAACCAGCAGUGGGCCACGGCGAGGUACCUUCGGCGGCACGGAAACCCGGGGUGCCUCGCGCGGGCCAAGGCCCUUCUGUUGGGUCCGGAGGCCCCGGCGACUCCGGCUCUCUCGGAGGUCCGAGCGGCCUAUCAGAGGCUCGCAAGGCUCCGCCAUCCAGACCGCUGGAAAACGCACGGCGGGAACGACGCUGCCGGGGAACGCGACGGGAAUCGAUGCACGGACAACGCCGUGGAGCCACAAGAACACAGCGAUGCCGAACGUUGUUCCAGAGAAUGGGAAUCCCUUCAGCAGGCGUAUCGGCUCUGGACGCUGUGGUGGAAGGAUCCGGAGGAAGCCGAUGCCCUGAUACGGAGCCUCGAGCGCCACGAGUACUUGCAGGCGCAACUCCCGCUGCUGAUCCUGUGGCACGACGACUGGCACGCAGGCCGCCCACGGCAACAGAACCAAACAACGGAUCGCCAGAAACAGCAACACAAGCUACCGAGCAACACCGAUGGGAACCGCUCCGGGAGGAACCAAGAAAGCAGUCCUUCGCAAUCUUCCCCCAAGCGUCAAAAAGUGCGACCGCGGUCCUUCUCGCCAGAGGCCCGCUCGAGGCUGGACGACUUUGAGCGGAGGCUGGCCCGGCUCCUGGCGACACUUCCCGAACGCAGGAUUCCCCUGUCACAGCUCCCGAAGGAAUACGAAAAAACCUGGGGCCGGCGGAACGGCGGGGACGGCCAGGAGUCCUCUCGCCACGCCAUGAUCCGACCGAGGGACUACCGGUGCAAAAAGCUCGGGUAUCUCCUCGAGCGCCACUGUGCCCGGACCGUCGAGGUGGUGCACCUGCGGUCCUCGUCGUCCCCGGCAGCAGCUUCGUUGGCAUCCACCGCUUCCGAAGCGGGAACGAAGGGAAGGAUUGCGUGGGUGAGACUGAAAGAUACCACGAGCUAGGGAUAGGACUGCCGUACCAAAAAAGCUAGAAGAAGCGACAACGUUUCUAGGAAAUUCAAAACGAUGGGGAAGUCGAGAACUGGUGUCUAGUAGCAGUAGUAAAUAAUAUCAGUAUCAACAA
Molecule: messenger RNA, 2447 nt
Organism: Pseudo-nitzschia multistriata
Lineage: Eukaryota; Bacillariophyta; Bacillariophyceae; Bacillariales; Bacillariaceae
Source: the annotation of a GenBank genome assembly